AUGCUCCUGCCGCUUCUGGUGUCUCUUCUGACCGUGGCGAACGCUCGAGUGCAGACCGUGAACGGUAAAAUAAAACUGGAAAUCGGCGUGACGUCGCGAUGUGGUGACGCGCACAACUUUAUAAACGCUUUCGCGCCCGUGUACGAGAAAUACGAACGAUUCUUGGACGUGGAGUUCGUGCCCUGGGCGAGGACGCAGCGCGGCGAGACCGAGCUGCGAUGCCAAUUCGGAGUCGAGGACUGCUGGGCCAACCGCGUCCAGCGUUGCGUUCUCGACGCUCUACCGGACCGACGAUCGGCCGUCGAGUACAUGCUCUGCGAGUUCACGCGGCCUCUGCCCGCCUACUCGGGAUCGUACUCUUGCGCCCGGGCGAUGGGUCUGCGCCUCGUCGACGUGGACUACUGCGUCUCGACCACCGGAGAGGACCUAGACAGACGGUUCGAGGCUAAAGCGACGGAGCCCAUGCGGAUCGUCGGCUUCGUGCCCUACAUCGUCGUGAACGGCGUGGCGGACUUCGCUCUGUCCGAGUCGGUGCGUCUGGGGGCCGAAGGGGUGAUCUGUGCGGCGCUCGGCGACGAUCCCUCUACGGGUGUCGAUCCGGCGGACUGCCCUAACUGA
Molecule: messenger RNA, 618 nt
Organism: Pieris macdunnoughi
Lineage: Eukaryota; Metazoa; Arthropoda; Insecta; Lepidoptera; Pieridae
Source: the annotation of a GenBank genome assembly